GCACAGGUGGCCAUCGUCGGAGGGGCUGACUCCAAACUUUCCAUCUUCCAGGUUGAUGGCAAGGAGAAUCGGAAAAUUCAAACAAUUGCUGUUGAAAAUUUUCCAAUCUUCUCAGCAGAACUGAAUGUUCCAGAAGAUGAGAUCAUCAUUGGAUCGAUGUUUCCGACAUUUGUCAUGUAUAACAUGGAUGUUGGCAAGAUCACAAGGACCAGUCAAGUUCGAAACACAAAGUUGUUCACAGUGUCACCAGAUGGAAAAUUGAUGGUUCUUGUCGGCACCUUUGGACACGUUCAUGUGCUUUCUAUAAAGUCAAAAGGUCUCUUACAGACUCUCAAGUCUGAGAGUGAAUCGAUUGAGGCAGUCACAUUUUCAUCAGACGGUGAAAUGCUGUUCACCCACUCAAGUGAUGGAGUUGUCUACGUGUGGAACAUGAAGACGUUCAAAUGCAUGUUCAAGUUCCAAGAUGAAGGGUGCACCCAAGGAACAACCAUUCACAUCUCUUCCAAUACUAAAUAUCUGGCUACCGGGUCUCACACCGGUGUUGUUAAUCUUUAUGAGACGUCGUCACUCCUUUCCAUGCCUAGCAACUCAACCAAAUUUUGCCUGCCACAGCCUAAACCUAUCAAAGCCAUACCCAACAUCACAACCACGUGCACAGCUGUCAAAUUCAAUGAGAAUUCAGAACUUUUAGCUAUGGCGUCCAAUUAUGCAGAGGGAUCCGUUAAGUUGUUUCAUACUCGAUCGCUUUCCGUUCUUGCAAACUUUCCGAAUCCUGCAAAACCACUCGGAAUACCUUAUUCGUUAGAUUUCUCGCCUAACUCAGGCUACUUCUCGGUUGGAAAUCAUCAUGGUGUGGCUCACCUUUUCAGG
Messenger RNA from Helobdella robusta, 870 nucleotides. RefSeq lists its product as hypothetical. The transcript has 7 exons. The annotation marks the transcript as partial. Gene Ontology annotation, molecular function: protein binding. NCBI's taxonomy places the organism in Eukaryota, Metazoa, Annelida, Clitellata, Rhynchobdellida, Glossiphoniidae. Gene Ontology annotation, biological process: rRNA processing. Gene Ontology annotation, cellular component: Pwp2p-containing subcomplex of 90S preribosome; small-subunit processome. The record is from RefSeq and is a predicted model, not a curated record.